Messenger RNA from Alternaria incomplexa, 696 nucleotides. RefSeq lists its product as uncharacterized. The record is from RefSeq and is a predicted model, not a curated record. The coding region runs from base 1 to 696 and encodes 231 amino acids. Lineage: Eukaryota; Fungi; Ascomycota; Dothideomycetes; Pleosporales; Pleosporaceae. The transcript is spliced from 2 exons. Gene Ontology annotation, molecular function: protein binding.
AUGUCGGGGUCAAACAUGCCGAUAGUGAAAAUCCCCGCGCCCACUUCAGCUACCGCCAUGAUCGUUCUGGUAGAGGCGGGAGAUGAGUUCGAGACACCCACCUUGAGAGGCGACAUCGUACCUAUUCACGUCGGCAGCGAUCCGGAGACGCUGUUACAUGUUCAUGCCACCGCCUUGACCAAGAGCUCCGGGUUCUUCAAGAACGCGUUGAAAUCAGAGUGGCGCACAGAUGCUACGAAGCCCAUCGACAUAUCUGACGUGGAUCUAGUCGUUUUCGAAGGAUAUUGCGGAUGGCUGUACACAGGCAAGAUCACGCAUCUUGAUAACGAGGCGUGCUACAUAUACCUCGCAAGACUCUACGUCCUAGGAGAACGGAUUUUGGACGUUACAUUGCAGAACAGCGUCGUCGCCGCUAUAAUCCGACGCAACCGAACCAACGGCAGGCACCCUGGAAACACCUCGGUACAGAUCAUCUACGCUGGUACCCCCACUGGCUCACCCGUCCGACGGUUGCUGGUAGACUUUUGGGUCUUCAGUGCGUCACCAUCAUGGCUCGGUCUUGACGAUCUGAUCAAGCAUACCUGCUCCGAAUUCGUGAACGACCUGGUUCGCAAGCUCAUUGAGCAGCGAGGCGCACCCGACGGCUUCGUCCCAAGACCAUGGAUUGCGAAACCUAAAUCAUACGAGACAAAGUAA